CGCAGAAACCGUGGCGGUGGCGCGAUCUGACUGCAUGCGAUGGCCAUUCUCGAUUUAGCCGACAUACCCCACGAUGGAGCUGACCAUAGUGCAAGACGAACGCCGCCUGGAAGCGGAGCAUGAGAAGGUGCUGCAGCAGCAGACGAGUCGGCCCGUGACCACGCGCGUCCGCGAUGCCCUCCGACGGUUCACGCAACGCAACAUUGUUGGCAAGCUCCGAGAAGAGACGACAACUGUGUUCAACCAAGAGGAGUAUGCAAGCGAGAAAGAAAAGUACUUGAAGCUAUUUGAGCAUCUAAAGGGCCAGGAAGCGUCGCUGAAGCAGCUGGGUUUGUGUGUGUCCCGCCUCGGAGACGCGCUAUUCGAUGUAGGCGAAUGCAAUGCACGCAUCAAGAUGGACCACUCGGACACGCGAUUCCGAGAUGUCAUGCGUCAAAUGCAGGGCAAGACCACGACGUAUGGCCCGACCAUGGAGCAGCAUGUGCUUCCGCAACUUCGCCAGCACGUCCAAAGCAUGGAGGCACUGAUGGUCCAGAUGCACCAGCGGGACAACCUCGAGUUGGAUUUCCACACUGCAGUGCACAAGGUACAGGAUUUGUCCAAUAUGUCAAGCACUGGAUGACUGGAUCGCCGCAUGAACAGCAUGAAAAAGCCAAACGCAAGGGGAAGAUGCACGUCAUUAAAGAAACCGGACAGCAGAUGCACGAUGCACAGCAUGCGCUGGUGGUGGUGACCCGAGUUCUCCUGGGAGAGUUCAAGCGGGUUCAGUCCAUCAAGGGGAGUUUGACAGAGGAGACGCUGCUUCUCACCUGCACAUCCAUGGGUCAGCUCAUGAACCAGAUGACGUCGAUUGCUUCCGCGGGCACGUCUACCUGAGACGACGACACAUGCUCAAUUUCAAAACGUGUUAUGCUGAACACAUUUCGAAAAAUAGUGAAUUUUAUUGAUAAUUUUACGUAUAUUUUAUGCA
Aphanomyces astaci is the source of this 970-nucleotide messenger RNA. RefSeq lists its product as hypothetical. The record is from RefSeq and is a predicted model, not a curated record. The transcript is spliced from 4 exons. NCBI's taxonomy places the organism in Eukaryota, Oomycota, Saprolegniomycetes, Saprolegniales, Verrucalvaceae. Bases 74 to 622 code for a protein of 182 amino acids.